UAGACAUAUUUCAAUUUCUAAACGGAUUGUAGUGCCUUGACAUGUCGUCACAAACUCGGAAUCAAUAUAUAACUGGUCUUUGUGCUAACAUUAUUUCCAUAUCGUAUGGGGCAUUUGUUGGCUGGGCUUCGGCUAGUUUUGUAGAACUUCAAUCGGCCGACGCAAAUGGUUCUGAGCCUCUAAUAGGCGACGAUGCAGGAUGGAUUGGAUCAAUGCUCUGUGUGGGUGGUUCAUUUGGAACGGCAUUUUUCUCUUGGAGCGCCGAUAAAAUUGGUCGGAAGCCGUGUCUGCUGCUCCUGGCUCUGCCUGCUUUGUUGGGUUGGCUAAUUGUUCCAUUUGCAAAAUCGUCCAUACACUUGGCGAUAUCAAGGUUAAUGGGCGGUUUUUCUGGAGGAGGGACAUUUUCAAUAAUUCCAAUAUACACAGCUGAAAUAUCUGAUGAUAACGUUCGGGGUACAGUCGGAACAUUUUUAGUACUAUUUUGUAAUGUGGGAGUUUUGGUGGCAUUUAUUUUGGGUACCUACUUAUCCUGUCGGAUUGUUGCAUGGAUUCUAUCGACAUUACCACUGGCAUUUCUUUGUGGUGUUCUAUUCGUGCCUGAGAGUCCGCAAUAUUUGACAAGGAAAAAUGACGUAAAGGCAGCCGAAAAGUCAUUGUGUUUCUUUAGAAAUAUAUCAUAUCAAAAUUCGGAGACGGAUCCGAAGAUCAAACUCGAACUACAGAAUUUAAUGGAAAAACGUGGUGAUCACACAAUGGAGAAGAGUGAAACUAAUGCCAGUCUAAGGGAUUUUGCUGAGCCCAAGGCACGAAAAGCUCUUUGGAUUGGUAUAGCUUUGAUGGCUAUCAACCAGCUUUGUGGGUGUUUUGUUAUGCUAAAUUACACUGCAACCAUCUUUAAGAACUCCGGUUCAACAUUGCCGCCGAAUCAAUCGGCCAUUGUAGUUGGAGUUAUACAGCUUGUUGGCACCUAUGUAUCAACUCUGUUAGUGGAACGGGCGGGAAGAAAAAUUUUGCUGAUAGUAUCGGUGAUUGGUACUGGCACCGGACUCUUAUGUCUGGGUUUAUUUAUGUGUUUGGGUGACCUUACAACUGGAUCCUGGAUUCCGGUGGCCUGUUUCUCUUUCAUAAUAUUUAUUGGAUGUUGGGGUGUUAUAACUCUUCCCUUUGUGGUGGUAGCAGAAAUAAUGCCGCCCAAAGUUCGAAAUCUCGGAUGCAUGAUCUGCAUGUUAUCCCUCUGGGUUUAUUCAUUCUUCCUCCUAAAAUAUAUGGGACUGUUUUCGGAGUUGAUCGGCAUGCAUGGAAUAAUGUUUUUCUUUUCGGCCUGCAGUUUCAUCGGGGCUAUAUUUAUUGGAAUUUUUGUGCCUGAAACUAAAGGCAAGCCCAUCGAAGAAAUACUACAAAGUCUUUAG
Messenger RNA from Musca vetustissima, 1409 nucleotides. Its product is annotated as facilitated trehalose transporter Tret1. Bases 42 to 1409 code for a protein of 455 amino acids. The record is from RefSeq and is a predicted model, not a curated record. Gene Ontology annotation, cellular component: membrane. Gene Ontology annotation, molecular function: sugar transmembrane transporter activity. Lineage: Eukaryota; Metazoa; Arthropoda; Insecta; Diptera; Muscidae. The transcript has 8 exons. Gene Ontology annotation, biological process: transmembrane transport; carbohydrate transport.